Messenger RNA from Vespula vulgaris, 689 nucleotides. It is a transcript of the gene RpL18, whose product is annotated as 60S ribosomal protein L18. Gene Ontology annotation, biological process: translation. Gene Ontology annotation, molecular function: structural constituent of ribosome; RNA binding. Gene Ontology annotation, cellular component: ribosome; cytosolic large ribosomal subunit. The coding region runs from base 52 to 618 and encodes 188 amino acids. The transcript has 4 exons. The record is from RefSeq and is a predicted model, not a curated record. NCBI's taxonomy places the organism in Eukaryota, Metazoa, Arthropoda, Insecta, Hymenoptera, Vespidae.
CGUUCGUUGUGUUGUGUCCGGGCUAGGUAGUUUCUUUUCCGGUUUGUCAAAAUGGGUAUCGAUAUUAACCACAAACACGAUAGAAAGGUCCGACGUACGGAGCCGAAAUCACAAGAUGUUUACUUACGACUUCUUGUAAAACUCUAUCGGUUCUUGGCACGUAGAACGAAUGCAAAAUUUAACCAAAUUAUCUUGAAACGUCUGUUUAUGAGCAAGAUUCAUCGCCCUCCAAUUUCUUUAGCCCGUAUUGUCAGAUUUAUGAAGAAGACCGGGCGUGAAAACUGCAUCGCGGUAAUCGUUGGAACCGUUACAGAUGAUGCUAGAAUUUUUGAAGUUCCAAAAUUAACGGUUUGUGCACUACGUAUUACUGAAAAGGCUAGAGGCCGCAUUUUGAAAGCUGGUGGUGAAAUCAUUACUUUUGAUCAACUGGCUCUUCGUUCCCCCACUGGGAAGAAGACAGUUUUAAUGCAAGGUCGACGCAAUGCACGUGAAGCUGUGAAACACUUUGGACCAGCACCAGGUGUUCCACAUUCGCAUACUAAACCAUUAGUACUUUCAAAAGGACGGAAGUUCGAGAGAGCUAGAGGCCGUAGGCGUAGCUGCGGUUAUAAGAAAUAAAUUCUUGAUGUAUGUCCUCAUUUAUUGUACCAUUAAAUUCAUGGAAAAUAUAUUAAAUAUCGCGCAUUUGA